Molecule: messenger RNA, 1854 nt
Organism: Chanos chanos (milkfish)
Lineage: Eukaryota; Metazoa; Chordata; Actinopteri; Gonorynchiformes; Chanidae
Gene: neflb
Product: neurofilament light chain b
Exons: 4
Coding region: 1-1854 (617 amino acids)
Biological process (GO): neurofilament bundle assembly
Cellular component (GO): axon; postsynaptic intermediate filament cytoskeleton; cytoplasm
Molecular function (GO): structural constituent of postsynaptic intermediate filament cytoskeleton
Source: RefSeq, a predicted model, not a curated record
AUGAGCUCCGUCGGUUUCGACCCGUUCUUUCCCUCCACUCACCGGAGAAGAGUUUUUGUGCGCAGUGGAAGCGGAGGCUACGGCGGAGGCAGCGGCAGCGGCAUCAGGUCCCGUUCUGUCUACUCCACCUACUCUGCUCCUCUGCCGUCUCAUCAUGGGGUUUCCCGUGUUAUAUCCAGCCGCUCCUUGCAGCUCUCCGCCCCUGCCGGUCUGGACCUGAGCCAGGCCUCCCAGGUGAGCUCCGAAUUCAAGGCAGUGCGUACCCAGGAAAAGGCACAGCUGCAGGAUCUUAAUGAUCGCUUUGCCAGCUUUAUCGAGCGGGUUCAUGGUCUGGAGCUGCAGAACCGGGCUCUGGAGACCGAGCUCCUGCUUCUCCGCCAGAGGCACAGCGAACCCUCCCGCUUGCGUACGAUCUACGAGCAGGAGGUGCGCGACCUGCGGGCGGCCGUGGAGGAGGCGCGUCUCGAGCGACAGGCGGCGCAGGAGAGACGCCAGCGGCUGGAGGAGGCACUGAGAGCCUUACAGGCUCGUUACGAAGACGAAAUGGCGGGUCGUGAGGAGGCUGAGGGCCGGCUGUCCGACGCCAGGAGGGGGGCUGAAGAGGCGGCUCUAGUCCGUGCCGAGCUGGAGAAGAGAGCUGAGAACCUAUUGGAUGAGCUGGCCUUCCUGAAGCGCCUCCAUGAAGGUGAGAUAGCCGAACUGCAAGCUCAGGUUCAGUACAGUGCCCAAGUGUCAGUGGAGAUGGAGGUGACCAAGCCGGACCUGUCAGCAGCACUCCGGGACAUCCGGGCUCAGUACGAGAGGCUGGCCCAGCAGAACAUCCAGGCAGCUGAGGAUUGGUUCCGGGGCAAGGUGAGCGCCAUGGCUGAGACCACUGCCCGUGACACUGACGGCAUUCGAAGCGCUAAAGAUGAAGCCCUGGAGUGCCGGCGACUGCUGAAAGAGCGAGACCUGGAAAUCCAGGCGUGCCAAGGUCUGAACCAGGCGCUCGAGAGACAGCUGCAAGAAAUAGAGGAGAAACAGAGUGCCGAGAUCGCCGCCCUCCAGGAUACUAUUGCUCAGCUGGAGAAUGAGCUACAAAACAUGAAGAGUGAGAUGGCUCGUUAUCUGAAAGAAUAUCAGGACCUACUCAAUGUUAAAAUGGCCUUGGAUAUAGAAAUUGCAGCCUACAGGAAGCUUCUGGAAGGCGAGGAGACUCGAUUCAGUGUUGGAGGGCUUGGGGGAAUUUCCAGCGUUUUCUCCCCCUCCAUCUCUGCCACCCCGUCCUUUGGCCGCCCCGUGUUCUCAGUGCAGACCAGUCUGAGCUCUGGCGCCCCCUACCUGUUGGGCACACGCCUCAUCACUUAUUCCUCAUCAUCAGAUGAACUGAUAACUGCCAGCCAGGCACAACAGGCAGAGGCAAGCCCAACCAAAGAAGAGGAGGAAGAGGAAGAGGAAGCAGAAGAAAAGAAAGAGGAGGGAGAGGAAGAGGAGAAGGGAGAGGAGGAAGAGGAAGAGGAAGAAGUGAAAGGAGAAGAGGGAGAAGAAGAAGACAAGGGAGAGGAGGGUGGAGAGGAGGAAGAGGAGGAGACUAAGGAGGAAGAGGCAGAAGAGGGAGAGGGAGAGGGAGAGGCAGAGGGAGAGGAAGAAGAGAAAAAAGAGGAAGAGGCUGCAGAAGAUGCAGGAAAGGAGAGCGAAGAGGGAGGCGAAGAAAAGGGGGAAGGAGAAGAGGGGGAAGCUGCCGACGCUGAAGAAGGGGGAGAGGAUGAAGGAGGAAAGGAGGAUGAAGGCAAAAAGGGUGAAGGAGAAGAAAAAGAAAAAGAAAAAGAAGAGAAAAAGGCUGAAGCUGAAAAAGCAAAACCAGAGAAGAAGUAG